Maudiozyma saulgeensis is the source of this 921-nucleotide messenger RNA. NCBI's taxonomy places the organism in Eukaryota, Fungi, Ascomycota, Saccharomycetes, Saccharomycetales, Saccharomycetaceae. The record is from the annotation of a GenBank genome assembly.
AUGGAUAGAUUGCAAAGACUUAUGAUGAACACCAAGGUUGGUGCUGUUGAUGCAGACCGUAAUGAUACCAAGGAAACAGUAUAUAUAUCUUCAAUUGCGCUAUUGAAAAUGCUAAAGCACGGUAGAGCUGGUGUUCCUAUGGAAGUUAUGGGCCUGAUGUUAGGUGAAUUUGUAGAUGACUAUACAGUUAACGUUGUUGAUGUCUUUGCCAUGCCUCAAUCUGGUACCGGUGUUUCUGUGGAGGCUGUGGAUGAUGUCUUUCAAGCAAAGAUGAUGGAUAUGUUGAAACAAACCGGUAGAGACCAAAUGGUAGUUGGAUGGUACCACUCACAUCCUGGUUUUGGAUGUUGGUUAUCAUCCGUCGAUGUUAAUACACAGAAAUCUUUUGAACAAUUGAACAAUAGAGCUGUAGCUGUUGUUGUGGACCCAAUUCAAUCUGUUAAGGGUAAAGUUGUAAUUGAUGCAUUCAGAUUAAUUGAUACUGGUGCAUUAAUUAAUAAUCAAGAACCAAGACAAACGACGUCAAACGUUGGUUUGAUGAACAAAGCUAACAUUCAAGCCUUGAUUCAUGGUCUAAAUAGACAUUAUUAUUCGUUAAAUAUAGAUUAUCAUAGGACACAUGAUGAGACAAAGAUGUUAAUGAAUUUACAUAAAGAACAAUGGCAAGCUGGGUUAAAGAUGUAUGAUUAUGAAGAGAAAGAACAUAAUAAUUUGGAAGCAACACAAAAAAUGGUUAAAAUCGCUAAACAAUAUUCAAAGAGAGUUGAAGAAGAGAAAGAAUUGACAGAACAAGAAUUAAAAACACGUUAUAUCGGUAAACAAGAUCCAAAGAAACAUUUAACAGAUACCGCCAAUAGAGCUUUAGAAGAUAAUGUUGUCUCUAUAUUGACUGCAAAUGUUAAUGCCGUGGCCAUACAAUAA